Molecule: messenger RNA, 2394 nt
Organism: Penicillium macrosclerotiorum
Lineage: Eukaryota; Fungi; Ascomycota; Eurotiomycetes; Eurotiales; Aspergillaceae
Product: phosphatidylinositol-3-phosphatase YMR1
Exons: 4
Coding region: 1-2394 (797 amino acids)
Biological process (GO): dephosphorylation
Molecular function (GO): phosphatase activity
Source: RefSeq, a predicted model, not a curated record
AUGAGGUCUCAAUCCUGUUCACGGGUGGAUUUCGGUGGUGCCUAUGACAUCGGAGCUGAUGAACGCCCCCCGGGCCGCCCCACACUUGAUCGGGACCCGGACGCUGACCUUGACGUUGAUCCCAAGGCUCACGGUAUGGAGAGAACACGGGUUGCUAAGGUUGACAAUGUGACCUUGGCCCGCCGUGGGGAGCAGGUCGACGGCGCCCUUCAUUUAACCCCUCACCACUUAAUCUUCUCCCAUGUCCCCCCAGUUUCAAGCGAGGACCAGGCAAAGGGAAUCACUAUUAGACCGAAGGAACUCUGGAUUACCUAUCCCAUUAUCUCGUUUUGCACAUUGCGCCUGGCUCCCGCGGCGUCCCGCCAGCUCUCCUCCAUCCGCCUUCGGUGCCGAGACUUUAUCUUCGUUUGCUUCUACUUCACAAGUGAACAAAAGGCCAAAGAAGUCUUCGAUAGUAUUAAACAAUGGACCUGCAAAUCUGGUCGACUUGAUCGACUCUAUGCCUUUUCCUAUCAGCCACCACCUCCCGAAAAGGGGCUGAAUGGAUGGGAUUUGUAUAAUCCACGAAAGGAGUGGGAGCGUCAGGGUCUUUCAAAAGAGAAUUCGGGAUGGCGGAUCUCUGAGAUCAAUACGGACUAUAGCUUCUCACCAACAUACCCAGCUUUGAUUCCUGUGCCAUCCGCUAUUUCUGACAAUACCAUUAACUAUGCGGGACGAUAUCGUUCUAGACAGCGAAUCCCUGCCCUUACCUAUCUUCACCCGGUGAACAACUGCAGUAUUACGAGAAGCUCACAGCCCCUUGUUGGUGUUCGGCAGAACCGUAGCAUUCAGGAUGAAAAGCUUCUGGCAGCUAUAUUCUCAACUUCUCGCUCAGAGAGGCCUUUGGCUAGUUUUGCGAAAGCUCAAUUAGAUCGAGAGGCUUCUGAUUCGAGUUAUGAGAGCUUGUCGGCUUCACAAACAGAGCUUGACGUUCCAAACGCGGAAGAUCUUGAGGAUGACAUGCUGGCAGCUGCCCGUGAGGCACCGGAAGAAGUACGAGCAAUUUAUGGUGCUCAACAGCAAAACCUAAUUGUCGAUGCGCGCCCUACCGUUAACGCUUUUGCAAUGCAAGCUGUUGGCCUGGGCUCUGAGAACAUGGACAACUAUAAGUUUGCUACCAAGGCAUACCUUGGUAUUGACAAUAUUCAUGUGAUGCGUGACUCUUUGAACAAGGUUAUUGAUGCGUUGAAGGAGACAGACGUCACUCCUUUGGGACCUAACCGUGACCUUCUAGCUCGGAGUGGCUGGCUUAAGCAUAUUGCGGGCAUCCUGGAAGGUGCUGGAUUGAUUACUCGCCAAGUUGGUCUCCAGCAUUCCCACGUUUUGAUACAUUGUUCCGAUGGCUGGGACAGGACUAGCCAAUUGAGUGCUUUGAGUCAGAUUUGUUUGGAUCCGUACUUCCGCACCAUGGAAGGCUUUAUGGUCCUUGUUGAGAAGGAUUGGCUGUCCUUUGGACACAUGUUCCGACACAGAUCAGGUCAUCUAAACAGUGAGAAAUGGUUUCAGAUUGAAAAUGAACGAAUUGGCGGUGAUGUGGACGGUAGUGGCGCAGGCCCUGCCAAAGCAAUCGAAAAUGCAUUCCUCAGUGCCAAGGGUUUCUUCAACCGGGAGAAUACUAGUCGGGACUCACUUCCUGAGUCGGAGGGAGAACUCCAAAGCUAUGAUUCUGAUAGCCCAACCAAAAAACCCAGCUCCGCGCCUCGAACGGCUGUUUCAGAGAAAGAAAUCACGAAAGUAAAGGAAACUAGCCCGGUUUUCCAUCAGUUCCUCGAUGCGACCUAUCAACUCCUGCGUCAACACCCUACACGCUUUGAAUUCAAUGAGCGCUUCCUUCGACGGCUGCUAUAUCACCUUUACGCCUGUCAAUUUGGAACAUUCCUUUUCAACAAUGAAAAAGAACGUGUAGAUACCAACGCGCGAGAACGAACCCGCAGUGUGUGGGAUUAUUUCCUCGCCCGACGAGAGCAGUUCACAAAUCCAGAGUAUGAUGCUCUUAUUGAUGAUCACCAGCGAGGCAAGGAACGCCUGAUUUUCCCUCGACCCAAGGAGACCCGCUGGUGGAGCGAAUCUUUUGGCCGAGCAGAUACCGAAAUGAACGGCCCACUUCUGCCAGGAACAUCUGUCACUGCUGGCUUUGAGAGUCCAAGUACUUCAUCCCCUAUUUUGACUGGAGUUGAGACGGCUCAACACUCCAUUAGUCCUCGGAUGUCAGGAGCCACUGUUCACUCUGCUGCAGCAUCUGGAAUGGCUGCUGUCACCUCUAGUAUAUCCAAUCUCGCAAUUAUCAAGGACCAGAACGUUGAGACGAAAAAUGAAAAGCCGAAAGAGUUGGAAAUGGAGGUGGAGAUGCAUUGA